This is a messenger RNA of Rotaria socialis, 510 nucleotides long. The record is from the annotation of a GenBank genome assembly. NCBI's taxonomy places the organism in Eukaryota, Metazoa, Rotifera, Eurotatoria, Philodinida, Philodinidae.
AUGUCAAAGAAUUUCUCUAUUGAUGCAUUACUUAACAAUAAUACUAAUCAUCGUGGAAACAAAAAUCUGCCAACAUUUUAUUUGAAUCCAUUAUUUCAAACUUUUCUAAACCAAUUACAACACGAACAAACUAAAACGAGUAAUCAACUUUCGAAUAGUUUAACAACAAGUGAUAGUGAUGAAGAUGAUAAUUCAUCGGUAUCAUCCGUAAAUAAAACAACAACUCGAUCCUCAUCCACGCGUCGCAAACGAACAGCUUUCUCCAACGAACAACUAAUUGAACUGGAAGCUGAAUUUCAACAAAAGAAAUAUUUAUCAUUGGGCGAACGGUCGGAAAUCGCUCGUUCAUUACAUCUAUCCGAAAUUCAAGUCAAAAUUUGGUGGCAAAAUCGUCGCGCCAAAUGGAAACGUAUCAAAGCCGGACAACUCCGACAAUUCUCAACUCAUUGUGAGGCAAACAAAAUUCUAUGUCCUAUACCAGUACACGUUAAACAACCUUUUACAUCUUAA